Enhydra lutris kenyoni (northern sea otter) is the source of this 1647-nucleotide messenger RNA. It is a transcript of the gene VAT1, whose product is annotated as vesicle amine transport 1. The transcript has 6 exons. Lineage: Eukaryota; Metazoa; Chordata; Mammalia; Carnivora; Mustelidae. Bases 36 to 1238 code for a protein of 400 amino acids. Gene Ontology annotation, molecular function: oxidoreductase activity; zinc ion binding. The record is from RefSeq and is a predicted model, not a curated record.
UCGGUCCAGCUGCGCUCUGGUCGGGAGUCCCAGACAUGUCCGCGGAGAGAGAGGUAGCCGAGGUGGCCACCAUCGUGGCGGAGGCCGAAGCAGGGGCCGGAGAAGACACCUCUUCUCAGCCCCCGAAAGCCGAGGCCGCUGGCGACGCCCAGCCAUCCGCGACUUCCGAGGGGGCCGCCGCCGCGCCGCCGCCGCCGCUGCGGUGCCUGGUGCUCACCGGCUUCGGCGGCUACGACAAGGUGAAGCUGCAGAGCCGGCCUGCCGUGGCACCGGCCCCCGGUCCCGGCCAGCUGACGCUGCGCGUCCGGGCUUGCGGGCUCAACUUCGCCGACCUUAUGGCCCGGCAGGGGCUGUACGACCGGCUACCGCCGCUGCCCCUCACUCCAGGCAUGGAGGGCGCCGGCGUCGUGAUCGCGGUGGGCGAGGGAGUGAACGACCGCAAGGUAGGGGACCGGGUGAUGGUGUUGAUCCGGUCAGGCAUGUGGCAGGAGGAGGUGACUGUGCCCUCAGCCCAGACCUUCCACAUGCCUGAGGCCAUGACCUUCGAGGAAGCGGCUGCCUUGCUGGUCAAUUACAUCACAGCCUACAUGGUCCUCUUUGACUUCGGCAAUCUACGGCCUGGCCACAGCGUCUUGGUACACAUGGCCGCAGGGGGUGUGGGCAUGGCCGCCUUGCAGCUGUGCCGCACGGUGGAGAACGUGACGGUGUUCGGGACGGCCUCGGCCAGCAAGCACGAGGUGCUGAAGGAGAACGGGGUCACACACCCCAUUGACUAUCACACGACUGACUACGUGGAUGAGAUCAAGAAGAUCUCCCCGAAAGGAGUGGACAUCGUCAUGGACCCUCUGGGUGGGUCAGAUACUGCCAAGGGCUACAACCUCCUCAAACCCAUGGGCAAAGUGGUCACCUAUGGAAUGGCCAACCUGCUGACGGGCCCCAAGCGGAACCUGAUGGCCCUGGCACGCACGUGGUGGAACCAGUUCAGCGUGACGGCCCUGCAGCUGCUGCCCGCCAACCGCGCCGUGUGUGGCUUCCACCUGGGCUACCUGGAGGGCGAGGUGGAGCUGGUCCAAGGCGUGGUGGCCCGCCUCCUGGCUCUGUACAACCAGGGCCGCAUCAAACCGCACAUCGACUCUGUGUGGCCCUUUGAGAAGGUGGCAGACGCCAUGAGGCAGAUGCAGGAGAAGAAGAAUGUGGGCAAAGUCCUCCUGGUGCCUGGACCAGAAAAGGAGAACUAGGGCGGAGGCUGGCAGACCCUCAGGGCCCCGGGAAGAGAGACACCAGGGGCCGCACUGUGCUGGUCUCCAAACUCUCACAUUUCAUCCUCUGUCAUCAUGCUCUGCCCUCUCUCCCCUGAAGGUCUCCGUCCUGAUGGCCUCUCCCCUGCCCUGUUCUGUCUCCUGAGGCAGGGCUGCCCCCCCCCUUCCUGCCCUCGGAAGAGGUUGGGAAGUGACCACUUGGAUGUCUGGGCCCUGCCAAGGGGACAGGGAGGGUCAGAGGGAGGCCGGCUGCUUCCUGCCCCCACCCUUUCCCUGGGCCUGCUGUGCUGCUUUUGUGCCAAGGUUAGCCGAUCCCUUUCCGUCCAGUUCUGUGUGCUCCCCCUCCACCGCCUCAUCUCCCACUCUUGCCCCUGCCCCACCCCCACCC